GCCUGGGAGGGGAAGCGACGAGCGGCGGGGCGGGGGCUGUCGCCGUCGCCGCCGCCGCUGCCGCCGCUGUCAGUUCCGGCUGCAGGUCGAGGAGCCGAUCCGGCCUCGGCGCCGCCUGAGGAGACGCGACCUUCUCGCCGCGACGGGAGCGGCCGCUCCCCCGGGGCCCCCCCUCCCGCCCACCAGAGGCCAUGGCCCGGGACUACGACCACCUCUUCAAGCUGCUCAUCAUCGGCGACAGCGGUGUCGGCAAGAGCAGUUUGCUGCUCCGUUUUGCAGACAACACUUUCUCAGGCAGUUACAUUACCACAAUUGGUGUCGACUUCAAAAUUCGGACCGUUGAAAUCAAUGGGGAAAAAGUCAAGUUACAGAUCUGGGACACUGCGGGACAGGAGCGCUUCCGGACGAUCACCUCAACGUACUACCGAGGCACCCACGGGGUCAUUGUGGUUUACGAUGUCACGAGCGCGGAGUCUUUCGUGAAUGUCAAGCGGUGGUUGCAUGAAAUAAACCAGAACUGCGACGAUGUGUGCCGGAUAUUAGUUGGCAAUAAGAACGAUGAUCCAGAACGGAAAGUGGUGGAGACAGAAGACGCCUAUAAAUUUGCUGGGCAGAUGGGCAUCCAGCUAUUUGAGACCAGUGCCAAGGAGAACAUUAAUGUGGAAGAGAUGUUCAACUGCAUCACGGAGUUGGUUCUUCGGGCUAAGAAGGACAACCUUGCAAAACAGCAGCAGCAGCAACAGAACGACGUGGUGAAACUCACAAAGAACAGUAAACGGAAGAAGCGGUGCUGCUAAUGGCCUUCCUCCUCCACCACCUCCGGGGGCGGCAGAGACUGGGCGCUCGGGCAGCCCUGCCCUCGCAGCCUGGCGCAGGCGAUGCCCCAGGACUCUUCCCCCCUCCCUGCGUGCCGUUAUUUAAAGGAGUUCCCUCCAUCUUCUCGAUCAGGAGGCACCUUACCGUGUCCGUGCCAAGAACAGGAUGGGACGGAGCUGGUUCCGCCCGACUCUUUCCAUCCUAAGGUUUAUUUUUGUUCCCGCUCCUCUUGAAGAGCAUCUGGUAGACAGCCCUGACUUUGCCUACCAAGGGGACUUGACCAUUUGUACAUAAUGUAUAUUGGCUUUAACCAGCUGCAUCUCCUUGUGUCGCUUCGGGCUUCUGCCUUCUCUGACUCCACCAAUCAUGAAUUGUUCAGAACUCUCUUUUUUUUUUAAUUCGUUUGUUUACUUGCUCUUUUUUUUUCCCCCUCUCCAGAAACACAAUCCAAUGACCUUAAAACAGGCGGCCCUCAUUGGCGGCCAUUCUUCUUCAGCCUUCAUUAGCCUUUAAGCAGAAGUGGAUCCUUGGUGAUCAUCUGGAGAAUGUUUUGAAAUCCUUUUUUUCCCAAACUCUGGAAUAACUGAUGUUCCCAGAGUUGUUUUGUUCUCUGUCCUUCAGCCCCCUCCUUCAAGAGAAGGAAAGAUCCUACUUUUAUAACUCAAAGACAUUCAAACCACCGCGGCAGAGAAAAAUUAGGAUUAAAACUUGUAUUGGCCUCCAGGUAGUAUCCCCGUCCUUGUAAAACUUCAGAAUGAAAAUCAUCUCUUUCUCUCUCUCUCUCUCUCUCUCUCUCUCUCUCUCUCUUUUUUUUUUUUAAUAAGUGUGUGUCAUUCUGUACCAGGUAUGAAGUGUAAAUGCAGAAAUGUGCUUCUGAUGGGAUCAAUUCUUCGUGGUUCUCCUCUUCUUUUCCCUCUCCCCUUAAUUUUUUUUCCUUUUCUUUCAAAAGCUGGAGAAUUUGGGAAGGGAUGGCUGGAUGGUUUUUGUUUGUUCUCCAUCAGAACAAAAUCUGCCUCUCGAUUCCGAUUCUAGCUGCUGAAGAGCGAAUGGUUCUUCUAAUUAGGUUAAAACAAGGUAACAUGAGCUUCAGCCAGCAUAUAAUCACCAGCUUCUCAGCGUUGAUUUGCCCCCUCCUCCCAGAACAUACCAAGGGGGCAAAAAGCCACACCAUCCUCAAAUCACCGUGACGUCCCACCCUGCAUUGUCUGGCAUCUGAUGGUGACCGUGGUCAUGUUAAAAGAUGGCCACCAGUGUCGAACUUUGGACUUCAAAUCUUGCUGGAAGGACUCAGCAGAAUCCCCCUGUUUAUCGUCGCUGCUUUUUAGGAGAGGAAGCAGCUACCGCCAUCCCACUCAAAGCAGUGGCGAGCUAGCAGAAGGGCGUCCUCCAUUUCGGCACGCUGUUUUUCACCGCUGACCUCUCUGCAUUUCUCGUGAGAUACUUCCAACCUUGUCCCGGACGCUUCAGGCCCUGAGCAAUUCAUGAUUCAGAAGAAACGAGGAGAGCCCGUCAAGAUGAACGAGAGCAGGACCUAGCCGUGGAGUAGGUGCGGCUAGAAGCAACGGGGGAAUUCUCACCGGUGGGCAUUUUGUCUAGUGGACAGGCGAGGGGUGCGGAGGGCUAUUUGGUAAGCCUGGAACCCACGUUCUCCCUGGGAAGAGUGGGAUGCUUCCCAAGGCUGCCUCUCCGCCGGGCCUGUCCAGUCAGGGGGGCUGCAACUUAACCUCCAGACAACAGUUGUGAGCGAAAGGGACAAAGUGAUGGAUGGGGCUAGUGCACAGGGUUGGGGGAGGGAAGGGAAAGGGGCUGCACCUUAGCAGUGCUAAUGUCGAGCAGUGAAAUGUCUUAACUGGUUUGCUUAGAUGAUUUCUGUAUAUGGGAACUUUCUAAUUAACGCUUUUUAAAUAAUUUAAAAACAAAAAAAAAUAAAAUAAAAGGUGCCAAGCUGCCACAAGCUUCCCCCCAGGCUCCGGUCUUUGCUUCUCCUCACCUGCAGCGGUCGAAACCGCUGGCAGAGCCCCUGAAAUCUGGGUUCUGAUGGCUGGGAAGGUGAGGUUCUUUCCUGAGUCGUUUCUGCACAAAAGAGGGGAGGGGGGCGGCUGCGGGGUUGAAUUUCCAAGCUGGGUUGGCCAAAAUUUGUCUUUUCGGGUGGACGUAAACGGGGUAGUUAAGUAAUAAUGUUGCAUUGCCUGUGUGUGAUUGUGAGUUUUCCCGUGCUAAGUUGAGGGGGCCAUGUAGCAAUUGGAUCCUCAGGUAGCAGGGAACACGGAUUGUUUUUUUUUUUUUCUUACGCUAACAAUUCCAAGAGAGAGUGUUGAACUGUUUAAAUAAAUAAAAUUAAAAAAAAACCCA
This is a messenger RNA of Crotalus tigris (Tiger rattlesnake), 3168 nucleotides long. RefSeq names its product RAB35, member RAS oncogene family (gene RAB35). The transcript is spliced from 6 exons. The coding region runs from base 192 to 797 and encodes 201 amino acids. NCBI's taxonomy places the organism in Eukaryota, Metazoa, Chordata, Lepidosauria, Squamata, Viperidae. Gene Ontology annotation, cellular component: endosome membrane; plasma membrane. Gene Ontology annotation, biological process: endocytic recycling; Rab protein signal transduction. The record is from RefSeq and is a predicted model, not a curated record. Gene Ontology annotation, molecular function: GTP binding; GTPase activity.